This is a messenger RNA of Prunus armeniaca (apricot), 201 nucleotides long. The record is from the annotation of a GenBank genome assembly. Lineage: Eukaryota; Viridiplantae; Streptophyta; Magnoliopsida; Rosales; Rosaceae.
AUGGAUUUGUCAUUUUCCAUCAAAUUUGAAAAUCGAUAUUAUAAGAGAAAGUUUUCAUCUACUACUUCGAGUUCGGAUAAUGUGCGUAGUUCAAGUUUAAGAGAUGUGGGUAUUUCGAGAGAUGUGGUGGGUAGUUCGAAAGAAAGUGAGUUGCAAGAUGUCUUGACUAAUCUACCUGCAGACCCUGGACUUCAGCCUUAA